AUGCCCUUACAUUCGAAUUCUAUCAGAGAGAUAGAAUUACUGGCAAAAUGUUUAGGUGCUGUUGUAAGCACCGAAGAGUACAGAAAUCCAACAGUUAUCAUUAUUGAAUACGAUAUAAUAUAUAGCGUUUCUAAAAACUUACAAAAUAUGGGAAUUCUUACGAAAGUUCUUUCAGACGAAUGCGUGCCGCAGAUUAUCAUACAAAAUUUUCAACAUCUAAAUGAAACAGCGAAGAAAUUUGGAGGAAGUAAUAUAUUAGUUGUUAUUUUCGUCAAUAAGUGUGAAAUUUCUGAACGGUUAGACGUUACAGUUUUUGACAUAAAAUUGAAAUACUUAAUAAUUAUCAAUGAAGAUGAAAAUUGUAAUAUGGAUUUAGAAAAAUUUGGACGGACACUUCAACAUUAUGACGCCACAUUCAUUUCCCAGUCCGAGAAUUAUACACUUUAUAAAUUUCAAACGAUUAUUCCAGAAAUCGAUGAAAGUACUUGUGAUUAUAAUGUCAAAGUUAAGCUUACUACAAUUAACAUUUGUGUCAAUGGAACAUUGGGUAAAUCUGUGAUAUUUCCUGCUAAAGAAAUAAACAAUCUGAAGGGAUGUCCGUUUCACGUGGGAAUGGCUACAUUGUAUCCAUAUUCAAUCAUAGAAAAUAAAGAAUCCCUACAAAAUCUGCAACAAAUAAAUGAAUCUCAAAUACGUGGAUCUGAUUAUGAAAUAAUGAAAAUUAUUGCAUACUACUUUAAUGCGUCAUUAAAUAUAUAUUAUAUUUAUAAAGAAGAUGGAGGUGCAUUUUUACAUCAUGAAUUUAUUUCAAACCUUUUGAACGGCAGCUUAGAUGCUUGUGCUGGAGGGCUUUACAGAGUAUAUGGAGACUCGGUUUCUUAUUCAGUAAUUUGGAUACUAUUCUGUAAUUUUGAUCGUCUCAAUGUAUCUUGGAGAGACACCUUUCUAUACAGCUGGGGUGUGUUAAUAGGUGCAGCUUCUUUACAAGAUUCUACAACGUUGAAGCAGAAAAUAUUAAAUCUUUUCUAUCUAAUUCUUUGUAUUCACUUGACCGCAUAUAUUAGCGUGCAAUUGUAUUCUUUCUAUACUAUCCAAGGACCUCCACAGACGUUCAAAACGAACGAUGAAGUUAUAGAAUCAGAUAAAACGCCUUAUUUAAUUUACGACACCAAAUUUUUUGUAGAAGACGCCAAGUACAUCGCUUUUGCAAAUACUUCACUAAAUUGUUCUGAAUUUCGAGACUGCGAGUACAAGACCAUUUCUAACAAAGGACUUACCAUCAUUCCUGAAGGAUAUUUUUAUCCUUUUCAAGCAUCCACUGCUGUUGAAAAUGAAGCUCGGUUGUUAAGGGUUCCGGAAAGUAUUAUAGUUACUUAUCAUGAGAUGGUUGUUCGAAAUGACAGUCCCUUUGUCAGUAAGUUUCGAUACAUUGUCACAAGCCUUUUUGAGGCGGGCAUUUGCGACAGGCUGUACCUAGAAGAAAUUGGUUUAUUGAUUCUUGCAAAAGCUAAAAAUGCUAACGAAAAUAUUAUGGCGAAUAGUUACCGUUGCGAAUCUGGAUGUGCCAUCACAAUAAAACAAAUUGCGGGUGCAAUAUAUGUUUGGAUUUUUGGCUGUGCUAUAUCCCUAAUCGUGUUUGUAAUAGAAUUAAUAAACUAA
Molecule: messenger RNA, 1659 nt
Organism: Parnassius apollo (apollo)
Lineage: Eukaryota; Metazoa; Arthropoda; Insecta; Lepidoptera; Papilionidae
Source: the annotation of a GenBank genome assembly